Brachypodium distachyon (stiff brome) is the source of this 1988-nucleotide messenger RNA. Its product is annotated as protein cereblon. NCBI's taxonomy places the organism in Eukaryota, Viridiplantae, Streptophyta, Magnoliopsida, Poales, Poaceae. The transcript has 10 exons. Bases 173 to 1759 code for a protein of 528 amino acids. Gene Ontology annotation, cellular component: Cul4A-RING E3 ubiquitin ligase complex. The record is from RefSeq and is a predicted model, not a curated record. Gene Ontology annotation, biological process: protein ubiquitination.
UCCCCUCAAAAAAAAAAAGCCCUUCUUCGCCAGUCAGAUCGAGUCUCCUUGCUGGCGACUCAACACAGGGCGCGGAGAAAACCAGCAAGCCUGAGAGGGGGAGAAGUGGAGAGCGCGGCGGAACUCAUCGCCGUCGCUCCCACACCCUGAGGCCUCAGGCGGCGGUAGCCGAAUGGCGGAGCAGCCGGCCUGGAUGCGGAGGCAGAUGGAGCAGAUCCUGGAGCUGGACAUGGAGGAGCUCGAAGUCGAAGAGGUCGACGACUCCGCCUCGUCCUCCUCCUCUGACGUCUCCACCUUCCUCAGAAAUACUCACGGAGGUGGAGAGACUGGUACCUCUGAAGAGGUUACAAUUAAUACCUCUCGUGCUUCCCUGCACACAUAUGUUGGUGAGGUUGUUGAUACCCGGAGCAGAUUUGCUUUCUUGAAUGGUGGUGAAGUCCUCAAUUUACCUAUGCUUUAUCUUCAAGGAUUUGUUUUGUUUCCUGAAGCUACCCUGACUCUUAGAGUAAUUCAGCCUAGAUUUUUAGCAACUGUUGACAAGGCUAUUAAUCACGUUGACGCUCCAUGUAUGAUAGGUGUGGUUCACGUGUACCGACACAUAAAUGAUGGACUUCAUUCUGUUGCUUCAAUUGGCACAACGGCAGAGAUACAUCAAGUUAGACAAUCGGGUGAUGGCACAUCAAAUGUUUCAACUAGAGGCCAGCAACGGUUUCGCCUUAGACGCAGUUGGAUUGACGCUGAUGAAGUACCAUGGGGUGAAGUCCAAAUCAUUGAAGAAGAUACACCUUCAAGAACUCCAAGAAAUGCAUUUGUACAGUUAGCUGCAAGUAAUACUUUCAAGCAAUGUGAUUCAUCAGUGUCCAGUUUUUGUGUGUCUUCUUUGAAGCAAAAAGAUCUUAUGGAUUCUGAUCUUGAUUUGGAUUCUCUAUCAUCCACUAGUAAUCUAAGUGACCAUUCAGUAACAGAUACAGGAAUGUGCUAUUUCUCAAAUGAAGACGAAGAUCUGAUGCGUGAACUGUCUUGGCAGAACCAUGAUUGUAUAAACGAAUUUGACGCGUCCGUCAAUAAGACAAACAUGGGAGACGACGAUGAUCUUCGCUUUGCAGAACGACAGAGACAGUACCGUGCCGCUUGUAAUUCAAAGAUGGCACUGGAGGCUCCACUAUCAUUUUGGCCUCGAUGGGCUUACAAAAUGUAUGAUUCAUAUUCCCUUGCGCGGAGAGCUGCAGAUUUGUGGAGGCAGAUAGUCGCAAACCCAAGCAUGGAUGAUCAUGUGAGGAAACCAGAUCUGUUGUCGUUUUGUAUUGGAAGCAAAUUGCCCAUAUCAGGAUCUGCGAGACAGGAAUUGCUUGAGAUUGAUGGAAUAUCAUACCGGCUACAGCGAGAGAUUCAGCUACUCAAGGCCUUUAAUCUCAUGCGAUGUAGAAAUUGCCUGGUUCUCAUCGCAAGACGUAGUGACAUGGUGGUGAUCUCUAAUGGUUGCCCAGUUGGUGCUUAUGUCAAGCCUUUCGACGGCGCGCAGGAGAUGAUAACAGUGUACAAUGCAUCUGGGCUUGCACUUUAUGGCAAUCCUUCUGAAGUUCACAGCUGGUUCCCAGGAUAUACUUGGACGAUUGCACUGUGUGCUGCCUGUGAGUCCAACAUUGGCUGGCUGUUCAGCGCAGCCAAGAAGAAUCUUGUUCCAAAAUCCUUCUGGGGUAUACGCAGUUCCCAAAUUUUAGACGAUACACAAUCAGCACAGGACCGAUCGUCCAUGUAGGUCGUGGUCGCCUUUUGGAAUGCAAUUCUCAUCACCCUUCUAACCUGACUUUUCUUCUAGAAUCGACUUCUCUCAUUCUGUAGUUUUGCCUCGGACAACUCCCAGUUGUGUUGGCAUAGUAGUAUCACCAUAAAAGAAUUUUGAUCGACUGGGGCAUCGUAAACGAUCGAACUUUACAUUGAUCUCUUUUGUUGUAGCAAAUAUUGAUGGCAUCUGUCUUCCAUUUUAC